Molecule: messenger RNA, 850 nt
Organism: Fusarium oxysporum Fo47
Lineage: Eukaryota; Fungi; Ascomycota; Sordariomycetes; Hypocreales; Nectriaceae
Exons: 6
Coding region: 20-778 (252 amino acids)
Biological process (GO): metal ion transport; transmembrane transport
Cellular component (GO): membrane
Molecular function (GO): metal ion transmembrane transporter activity
Source: RefSeq, a predicted model, not a curated record
CGUGCUACCGUACGGUUGGAUGCCAGAUAACGGUAUUGAGUUCUUUGCACUCUUCAUCGCAGAGCUCGAAAGGAGGUGGUCAGCCUUAUGUGAUGAUACAAAGAGCUAUCUACAUACAUGUCGAAUUGAUCAAUUGGAAAAGAAAGGAAAAUCGCCUGAGCUCAUAGAUCGCUUAGCUGGAUUAGCCAGAAACCUGGCCGAAAUUCGUAACUACGUCCAAGACCAGUUUCAUGAGGCCAGACCAUUCUUUGACAACUAUCGUCGUCGUUACAACGAAUCUGUGAGGGCUUCGGAAGAGGGUCGGGCUACCGUGAACAGGUGUUUCGAAAACACUACUAAAAAACUUGACGCGCUGGACCAAACAGUCAGAGAUUUACUACAAUUUGAGUUUGCUUGGGUCUCAAUCAACGAGUCAUUCAAGUCGACUUCCACCGCGACUAGUACUAAGCGCCUUAGCUGGGUAACCUUUAUCUUCCUCCCCGCUAUGUUUGCCUCGAGCCUAUUCGGUAUGAACGUCAACAUGUUAAAAGAUAACCCAGACUGGAGAUGGUACAUUCCCGUCGUAGCGACUUCCCUGCUCCUGACAAUAACUGCAUGGCUGAUCUUCAAGUAUAUCCCUAUUGAAACAUGGAUGGAGGAAUGGGUCGAUUCCUUCCAUCAAAAACUGAAGGUUCAAUAUGCGGUGCAAUCCCCUAUGAUUCAUGAUAAGACGAAAACAAAUGUGGGGAAGACCCAAACUGACGAUGUAAACUUGUUGCAUGAUACGUCGCCAGUAUAAUGAUCAAGAGACAACUCACAAGAUCGACUCGAGACGUUACUUGGUGGUGUGAAAAGUAGUGGAGCAUAUGCC